GGUAUAGGGGGAAGGGGUGGGAGCUGGGGGCCGAGGACGUCGACAUGGAUAGAAUCGGGCCUAAAGCAUGACCUGGAGGUCUGCCCAUGAGUGCAAAACUUGUUUGGGACCAGCUUUGAUUUUGACUACCGCCAUGCUUUUGAUGUCGGGACAAGGUUGCAGAGCGCAUGACUUGUCCUUAAACUUAGUACUUAGAGACAAGACAGUCAAGGUUAUUUCCCGCCACUUCUCUGGAUGGCACCGGUUACCCCCUCUCAUCUAAGAGGACAACCGAACAUGGUCUAGUGUGAUAACCUUGAAGUCGGAAAAUGCAAAGCGGCUCGGACAACCGGUGGUUACGAGUUUAUUUCCUACAUGGCAGGAUGAUCAAGUACAGUGGCACUGCCAGCAAAGUCUAACUUGCAGUCCCAUUGCUCAAACCUAGGACUUUAAACUCCGACUAUGGGGGGUUUAUUCUUACCUCGGAAAGGCAGGCUGUCAUUCCCACAGUACUAUGUUCGUGAGAACCUUUCCUCUCCAUCCGUCGACAUUCAUCUUCCCACAACCUACCCCAGAUCUCAACAGCGACAGCACGUCCGCAAGACAAGAACAAGACGGCCAGAGACACCUAAAGCGAGGGCCACGGCCUCUCAAAGCCAUGAUUGCGAGCCUAGAGCCACACAUGAUCGUGCUCAUCAUCCUCCAAGUCCUCGGGUACGCAUUAAUCGCCAUCGCAGUAGCAUACGGCGCGCUGCUGAGGAGGAGAAUCGGCCGCCUGACCCCGCAACGGAGGUGGCUAUGGCUCUUCACCGCAACACUCCUCGGCCUGCUAUGGCCCCUGACCUUGAUGGGGCUCGGACUGCAGCACCUUGGCUGCUGCUCCACGAUAGAUGACGCCGCGGACGACGACAUCGAGGCGCAAGACCAACAACCCGGGGAGAUGCUGCCCCUUACCCCGGUCUCGACUGCGAGUGGGCUGGAGAUUCCGGAGCCGCCACCGACGUAUACGCCGCUGUGAGGCAUUGACGGGGGACCCAUUACGAGAGCCAUUACGAG
Messenger RNA from Phialemonium atrogriseum, 1035 nucleotides. RefSeq lists its product as uncharacterized. Lineage: Eukaryota; Fungi; Ascomycota; Sordariomycetes; Cephalothecales; Cephalothecaceae. The transcript has a single exon. The record is from RefSeq and is a predicted model, not a curated record. The coding region runs from base 494 to 997 and encodes 167 amino acids.